AUGAUGAAGCAAUCACUGUCAGAUAAAAAUGUAAACGGUGGAGUUCUGCGAAACCGUUCAACACUACCAUAUAAUGGAGGAUCGUUUACACAGGAACAGAUUGACGUUUUAGAACGAGUUUUCAAUGUUAAACGUUAUCCAGAUCUGUUUGAACGUGAAAAGCUCGCAUUAGAUUUAAAUAUGCCUGAAGUGAGAAUCCAAAAUCGUCGAAAGAAAUUACGCGAAACCUACGGUGUAGAUGAUUCUCAACAACAUCUACCACAUCUGCCAAUCGCGUCCAUUAAUGCAGAUAAAGUCUCCUCUGCAG
Adineta ricciae is the source of this 307-nucleotide messenger RNA. Lineage: Eukaryota; Metazoa; Rotifera; Eurotatoria; Adinetida; Adinetidae. The record is from the annotation of a GenBank genome assembly.